This is a messenger RNA of Bradysia coprophila, 2159 nucleotides long. RefSeq lists its product as uncharacterized. Gene Ontology annotation, cellular component: membrane. The record is from RefSeq and is a predicted model, not a curated record. NCBI's taxonomy places the organism in Eukaryota, Metazoa, Arthropoda, Insecta, Diptera, Sciaridae.
AUGGCUAAUGCCGUCUUAGAUAGAAGAGAUGAAAAUAGCUAUUCAUAUAUAUAUACACCUCGUCGAGCAUCAUAUACCCUAAAUCGAUAUCGUCCACAAACCAUCAUUCCGCGUCAAUGUGAAACACCAGUACUGAAAAAUGGCUCUGUUCGAUUAAGGCAACGCGGAAAGCUUAUUCGUUAUCUAUGCCUACCACAUUUCACUUUAAUUGGUGACAAAUAUUCAUCUUGCGUUCAGGGUCAAUGGGAGAAUCCUGUGCCGAUGUGCAUAAAGCCCGGUUGUCCAGUAGUUUCGCCUCCCGAAAAUGGUUUUACAGUUGUCGAUAAAAAUGGAGCGUUGACAAUGUUAUUUUGUCGACCAGGAUAUUCUGUUGCUGGUAGCCAAGAGACGUUUUGUAAUGGCACUGCAUGGGAUCGAUCUUUAGGAAGUUGCCGCGAAACCCAAGCAAGUCCGGCUAUGAGUUGUGACUUCGAAGUAAGCUCGAUUUGUGGGUGGGAGCCGGAUCCUACUCACGAUUUCGAAUGGACACGGAAAAAUGGAUACACAUCUGUGAAACAAACACAAACUGGACCACAACAUGAUCACUCUGUUGGUAUUCCAUUAGAGGGACAUUUUAUGCUGGCAACUUUUGCAAAUCAAUCACCCAAUUCUGUGGCUCGGUUACUUUCGCCACUGUAUCCAGCUUCUGCUAGUAAAGAUGCAUGUUUCCGAUUUUACUAUCAUAUGUAUGGAGCUAUAACAGGAGCUCUUCGAAUUUACAUAAAGCCUGAAUCCCUUACCUUAGCCGAAAUGAUGGAAUCAUCAAAAUAUCUUUACAUGGAGAAGAAUGGUUCAUACGAAAAUGCGUGGCUGGAAUCAGUUUUUGAAAUCGAUGAAUAUGAUCAGGACUUUCAAAUUAUUAUUGAAGCAACAACAGUUCGCACGACUCGAAGUAACAUAGCUAUUGACGAUGUUGCUUUAUUAAGCGGUGCUGAUUGUGCCAACGAAGAAUUCAAAUCAACCGCUGUUACUCCAGAAGAAGGUGGCAUUUUCGAUGCCCAAUCUUGUGUUAAUCGAUGCCAGGAGACAUCGACGUAUGCACGAUAUGUGACUGAGCCAACAUUAUUAAGUUCAAAUACAAUCGUCAACACAUUACAGUGUGACUGUUUCGACGGUUGUGUGGAUAUGAAGUCAUGUUGUUUGGACUAUCAAAGCGUCUGUGUUUUUGAUUUUUCGACUUUUUCAACUGAUACAGAAUUUGUCACAGAAGUAGCUACAGUCACUAAUGCUCUUCUAAGAACUACUUCCGUUUUGUCCACAUCUUCUUCGACAGUUUCAACACCUAGUACGCCAUCGACAUCAACGCUCAAGACUACUUUAACACCUGUUCCGACAACCACCGUAAUUCAAACAACGAAAAUCAUUCCAACAACUAAGACCAUUCCUACUACCACUUCGAAACCAAUUUCAACGACUAAGAUCACCCCAACAACUAAGACCGUUCCUACAACCAAGACCAUUCCUACAACCAGGGUUAUUCCUACAAUCAGGACCAUUCCGACAACUAAAACCAAUCCUACAAGCAAGACCACUCCGAUAACCAAGGUGAUUACUCCAACUACUUCCAUUCCAAAAAGACCUACUAAGCCAACUGUUCAAAAUACUUUGCCUAAAAUAACGAGUACAUCUAAAACACCCAUGUCGAUGGUUACCACUCCUACAGCAACCAAAAAAAUUGUAACUGUUUUACCGACUACUCACCGCGUCCCAGUUGUCCCAACUGGGAAAUAUACAAAAGAAGUGACUGAAGGAAAACCGACAAAUGGAAAUAAUGAUGAAUGGCAUGCUCUGAACGACCCAACAGACACCGAUCCAUUGCCUACAAACCUAAUCAAUGUGUUCGGAAUUUUAUUAUUAAUAAUAGCAACGAUCGUAGCAUUGUCGAUCAUGUCCUUCAAAUUUUACCAGUACCAUCAGAAACGUCGCUUUAACUAUAAAUCAAAAUCCAAACGAUAUUCUGAAGACGCCAGCGAUGAGGUAAGAUUUUUAACCGCUGACGAACAGUUAGAUUUUACAAUGCAAACGGAAGAUUGCUAUCGGUAGAUGUUACAUUUUUUGUAAGGUUACGCUAAUUUGAUGUUUUGAUUAAAAAGUGACUAGCUUUUGUCCUUGUUCCUGAA